Neurospora tetrasperma FGSC 2508 is the source of this 1215-nucleotide messenger RNA. RefSeq lists its product as uncharacterized. Bases 1 to 1215 code for a protein of 404 amino acids. Lineage: Eukaryota; Fungi; Ascomycota; Sordariomycetes; Sordariales; Sordariaceae. The record is from RefSeq and is a predicted model, not a curated record. The transcript has 2 exons.
AUGAUAUCAAUAACCAACUCAGCAACCCAUUCAAACGCGCCACAUCCUUCCCUCGGCAAUGCUCUGAUUCCUGCCGGAACGUCAACAGGCAAUGCUCAACUAGAAUGCCAACGAAACCCACUGUCCCCCGCCCUCUGCGAUCCAGGGAGCAACUUUCUCCAGCAAUACAACCAGUGUCAGUCAUGCAUCGAAGAGAACAGCAACAAUCCGGAGCUGAUCAAGGCAAGUCUGGCGAUGAGGUUCAUGAAGUGUACCGGGUAUUGCAAGUUACAAGCAAGCACCAGUGCGCCUUCGUCAGCAACUCAAACGGAAAUUCCGACUGCCGGACAAGAUGGAGAUUUGUUUACGACAGCAACAACGAAGACUUCCAGCACUUCUUCCACUUCUGCUAUACAAACGAUGAUAUCAACGAGUGCAAAUGUGGACUACAAAGCGGAGACAACCACUUCCACGUUACCUGCAACAUCAAAGCCAACAACAUCACCGGCAAUGAACAACCCACCCACCUUACCUACAACAUUCACUUCCGCUCCCCAAUCUACUUUUACCCCCCCUUCCUCUUCUUCCUCGUCGUUAUCAUCAUCAACCCCCACAUCCCUCACCACCAUCCUCGACACCACCACACAAACCCAGAUAUCAUCACUCACCUCCCCCACGGACAAAAGUCUUAUAAAUUCCACUUUACUACCUCUACAACCAAGCUCUGAUAUCACUAGUACCAACAACAACACCAAAACCGCCCCGUGGGUCUGGGUCAUCGUCGGCAUAACCAUCACCGUCGUCUUUCUCCUUUCCAGCGGGAGUUUCUUCUUCUUUUACAAGAAGGGGAGAUCGAAACGGGGCUUGACCAGACAUGAGGGAAUGAAGGGGAUGGUGGAGUUGAAGGAGACGACGGUGGGGAGCCAUGGGUUUGUUGAUGGGUGGAGUGAUGCGGCUUCUUUGAGGACGGGGACGACCAGGGCUGGGAUAAUGAGGAGGGUCAUGGAUGAAGCGGGUGGACCUGGUAGUAAUGUGAUGGAAUUGGAAGGCAGUGGCAGUGGCAGUGGCAGUGGCAGUGGUGGAGGGAGGGGUGUUGGGGGAAUAGGAACUACUAAGGGGAAUGGGAAUGGGAAUGUACCGCCGGUUGAGAUGCCGAGUUGUGGGAAUGGGUUUGCGGAGUUGCCUACGGAGUUUAAUCGGAGGGGCCCGGGGGAGGAGGUGGUGGUGGUGAAGUGA